This is a messenger RNA of Pelodiscus sinensis (Chinese soft-shelled turtle), 2376 nucleotides long. NCBI's taxonomy places the organism in Eukaryota, Metazoa, Chordata, Testudines, Trionychidae. The record is from RefSeq and is a predicted model, not a curated record.
GUUCUCUGUACAGCUGAAGAUGGCGACAGAUUGAGGGGGGAUGGAAAACAGGAGACACCGGUCCAGGAUGAUCAGGAACGGGAAAAACGUUGCCCAUCAAAAAAGAAAGAGGAAAGCAGAGUGACUGUGUGUGCAGGGGAGAGCAGAGGCAGGCAGGAGAGAGGCGAGGCGGCCCGGCAGGAUGAGGAUGAGGAGGGCCAAGCGCUGAGUGUGGGGUGAAGGAGUAUGCUUCUGCCUGGCUCCGCUCUGGGCUGAGGGGCUCGCUGCAUGGACUGGCACUGGCGAACAGCAGCCUGGACAUGUUGAGGACCGUGGCGCUGAUUUUUCCUCCCGCAGCAACAUGCAAUGGCUGGUGGUAGCAUUUAGCAGCCCAGAAGGAGGUGGAGGUGGUGGAGGAGGGGAAGGCACUUCCUUGUUUCUAGCCAUGAGAAUGAUGCCCAUCACCACACCAUGCUUCAGAGGAGGUAGGUGACAUUGUUGGGGGGAGUCUAAGUGGAGAGGAGCCAAGAGAACCGCACCGGAGACCGCAGUAGCCCCCCCACUCAGCCCCUAAAAUAUGAUCAGGGGGGCUUGGAUGUAUCCAAGAGAAGAUGACGCUGUGUUAAAAAUUUGUUGUGCACCAAGACAAAACGACAAACCCUGCGCUGAUUCCGAGAGGGCACAGAAAUGGCGAAUGUCUCUGGCAUCCCUUCUAUUUUUCACUGUCCUCCUCUCUGAUCAUCUGUGGCUCUGUGCUGGAGCCAAGCUCAGAUCCAAGGAUAGGAGCUUAGCCAUGCAGACGCCUUGGGGGGACGCAAGCCAGCGCGCCUUCCAGCCACAUUUCCUACUGACAGGGGAUCAACAGUCACAGGAGGGGAGGUGUGAGAUUUUUUUAAGCAAUUUGACCAAAUUUGCUGCUCCGAUCCCACAUUGCACUGGUGCCCGGGGUCAUUUCGAUCUGGACUCAGCAGACACCGCUUGCCGAGAGAGUGCUAAUGGGUUCCCCCCCUCUUCCUCUUCAUCAGCCUCUUUUUUUUCCUCUUCCUCCUCCAAAAUAAACUUCUUAAAGGCUUAUUUUAGGAACUUCAACCUCUCUUUUUGUGAUACUUACACGAUCUGGGACCUGCUGCUGGGCAUGGCCGGCCCAGAUAGCUUGGAUUGCAGUUUGGACAACCUGAUGGUGGAUUUCGUGGCUGCUGCAGCCGGUGCUCUGGACGGGGAGGCGUGUAGCAGCUGCGUCCAGGCUUAUCAGAGGCUGGACCAACACGCUCAGGAAAAAUAUGAGGAGUUUGACCUCUUGCUGGAGAAAUACUUGCAAUCAGAAGAGUAUUCAGUUAGAUCCUGCAUAAGAGACUGCAAGGCUGUCUACAAGGCUUGGCUGUGCUCCGAGUAUUUCAAUGUGACACAACAACAGUGCCGACAACGGAUUCCAUGCAAGCAAUACUGCCUGGAGGUGCAGACCAGGUGCCCCUUUGUGUUACCUGACAAUGAUGAGCUGAUCUAUGGAGGGUUACCUGGUUUCAUCUGUACGGGGUUGCUAGAGAACCAGUUAUCCAACGAGGAAGCAAAGUGCUGCGAUGUGCAAUGGGACACUUGUGACCACCCACCAGACAGCAACUACAAUACAUCACCCAAAUCCACAGCAUCGGAGUCAUUCCAUUCCCACCGUCAUGACCCUCACCUUCAUCACCAGCACCACUAUCACCUUUACCACCACCACCACCACCACCACCAGUACCACCAACCCCACCCACCAUCUUUGCUGCCUGUCUCCGCAGGGUCUCGCCUCAGCAACAGCAAAAUCAGACUGUGCGUCCUGGUCCUUAUGCUUCUCCACACCAUGGUGUCCUUCUCAAGCGUGCACAGCAGUGAGGGGACUGCCAGCAGGGGGUUGAGCUUGGAGGCCCUGCCUGCCAUGGAUGAGAGCAUAACAAGAGAUGAGUGACCCAGAGGAGAAAGGAAAUGUCCAAGCAGAGUGCCGGCUCUUUUCCCGCCAAGGGGGGCACACACUAUUCCUCCAAUGGGAGGCACAGGAUUGGGGGUGAUGCACACACUCACCCCUACCGACACCCCCAAGAGCUGCUCGCCACGGGGCAUCCCCGUGAUGAAGAGUCUUUAAUGCACACAGGGCUGCAGGACUCAGCUUUGAGAAGGGUUUGGUUAUCAACAGCCUUUCAGCAGUGUACAUCCUGCCUGGUAGAGGUUCUCGGAGCUAGCGCAAAGAGGUACAGGAAAGGGGAGAGGGACUGGAAUGGGAGAGCGUCCUUUGAAAGAAUUGCCACUGGAAAUGCCACUAUUGUCCCUGCCACCUAUAAGGUGUCUCAUGUGGUGCCAUAUUUUUUCUACCAAUUGGAUGAUUUGGUGCAAUGUGUUGAAGAACUGAGUUUACCCAUUAUU